AUGGCGACGCAACCCGCCAUUACGCCGAAGCAAUUCAAGCAUAGAAGGCGCCCGCCGGCGGACGAACGCACGCGGAAGUGGCGCGACGUGGCGGAAGGCGACGUGCUGCUCGCGACGCUCCUCGGCGUCGUAAAAGAAUGCCGCGUGACCGCUAUCACCGCGCAGGACGACAAUUGGGGGAUUUACGUCACGUGGAAGAAAAAGACUAGAGAGUUUUCCUAUCGCUGCCCGCGCUCAUCUGUACGCGCCCUUCGUCUUCGCUCCCGUCCCGUGCUUGGUAAGCAGGGGGGUGUCAUGGCUCAGGACCCAUCAGGUCCAACAGGCGCUGCUGAAGCAUCAAGCGCUGUGCCUUUUAGUGCUUACCUAGCACUGAAAGUGGAGCUAAAAGAACGAAAUCUUGCAAGGCUUAACACUCUCUUAGCAGAAAGUACAGAGGAUGAUGAUGGAAUUCCAGAAGGCUUGGAUGAACGGACUGCUGACUAUCUAGUAAAUUUGACUGGAAAAGUCAAGUCUAAUCUACUAACUCUUAAUGAGUGGCACAAUUCAGAUACUGGAAAUCUCCUUGAUCACCUUGCAAAUGAGGAAACUAAGCUCAGUCUCGUUCAGGCCAAGCUAAGUACGGCUCUAAACACUAUUGAGGAAUACAGGAGCGAGAACGCUCUCAAGACUAGUGAAAUGAACAAUUUUAAAGACAAUUUUGUUAAACUCCUCACAAGUGCAAAUCAACUGUCCAUCCUUUGGAAUGCAAAAGCUAAGGAUGUUUACCCCAUGAAGUCUUCAUACGAUCCGAAGUCAGAGCGAUUCUAUUCAUCCCUGAAUACCACCAGAAUUAGCAAAAAGACUUGGAUGAAAAAUGACGCUGCCCUUUCGCAGUUAUUUCUUCAGUGGAUUGCUGGUGGGAAUUAUAAGAGUAAUAGUAGCGUUACUCAGUUGCAAGAUCACUUUCAAUCCGGUCAUGCUGGACCAGGUCAACUUGCCUUCAUUCUAAAAAGGCUCGAAGAAUACUUUGACUACAGUCCAGAGCUGAGAUUAGCUCAGCUUAAUGUUCAAAUGCAUGAAAUAAAUGUUAAGCUACCUGAUAUGCCCAUUCAGGUUUGGUGGAAGAAACAGGAAAAGAUCAUUGAACGGAUUAUGGUCAUCAAUCCCAGUUAUGACCGGGAUGAAGCAGAGAGAUCCCUUCUGUCCAGAGUAGAGAGUUCCAUCACUGCUAGUUACGGUAUAACGCAGCAUAGUUGGUUCAAUAAUGCGCAACCGGCUGAAGUCGAAUUUUACCGCACAUUUCAUGAGAUAUGCCGAGUACUUUCAAGAAGUGCUGAGUUGAGGAGAAAUAUAAAUAACUCUACACCUCACACACGGGAAGUGAAACUUCUAUUAGGCAUGGACUCUUGGUCCGGCUUAGGUAAGAUCAUAAAUGAUGUUAAGAGGAAGUUUGAAGAAUACGACCUUGAUGAGAUUGCAGACUAUGACACCAUUGGUCGUCACUUCAAACAAAUUUACGAUACAGCUGGCAGCCUUGAUUUUCUCUGCUGUUCUUACUAUGACGAUCAAGAGGAAGCAAACCUUGCUGUUGCGGAAUCCUGUCUUCUGAACAAACAUAAGACUAUCAGUGUAUAUCUGCAACUCACCUGUUUGGCAACUGCGUUGGGAGAAGACGAUCUUGAGUACGUGCCUGAGAAAAUGAUUGAGCUAAAUCAAGAGCUUCCCGAACUGAGAGAUGAUUUCCUAAAGGCUAUUAUCAAAGAGUUCUCUGGCUUAUGUAGAAAUGAAUGCUUUUCUUUGGAGUUCAAGGGCGAUGGACAGUGGGAUGAAGUUAUCAAUAGUUUUCUCGGCAUGCAUAUUGAAUACAAUGGAAAUGAGCUUUUGUUCAAUGUCAAGAGCAAGAUCGAAGAUCUAUUCAAGAAAUUUCCGUUUCUCUCCUCUCCUCCUAAACCAUUUAAGCACAAAUGGCAAGAGGCCCCAUAUUUGGUAGACUUUGAGAAGCCGCCACUUGAUGAUGAUCCACUGGACGAAGAAGAAACUCUGCUCAAAGAUAACUUUGCCUCUAUUGCUCUCGAUGGCAUGAUUACAGAAUGGUUUUCUAAAUCUGGCGGAUUUGCCACCUUCGGUUCUUUCGAUCGUUUGUCUUCCGAUUAUGACGAGUUCAAUCGGACGAAGACGGUGCCUUCUCACUACGCUUUAGAUCAUUCUUGGGAAAGAAACUUCAAGUCUUGCCACUCUGUCUCACUUUUGAAUCCUCAACCAAGCAAUGAGAAUCAAGACGGACCCAGUGUUUCAGCAAAAUCCAAGCUGACUGUUGCCAGGACUCUUUAUAGGCAAGAGAUGUCUAGAAGAGCCACUAGACUGGUGCAAGAUCAUCGCAGGCGUGGACUCUCUCCAUCUGUUCCAUCCUGUCAGACUACGUUCAACACAAACUCAUCGCUCAUACUAACCGACCAUAAAUAUGCUUCUUUGGCUACUUGUAUUGAAUGUGCUUUGUUGAGUAUAUUUGAGGUAGAUGAUCUCCGAUGUUUGUUAGGCUCCUCCUCUCCUCCCUUGUACUUUAAUUCUCCACGGUUUAUGCGUAAGGAGAGUUGCGGGGCUGAACCUGAAAAGGGAAUUCCUCGUAGAAUUAAUCCGAAACUGGGUUACAUUAUCGGAGAGCUACACGCAGCUAACGCACUAGGAGUCACAACACCUGAAACUCGCGAUGAUCUGCAAGAUCGUUUGAAAAAAUCACUUGCCGACCUAGGCGUGCCGAUGCUCGAGCCAGCACCUGCUCUUGCUCACGAACCUGAGCCAGAGCCCGAAGCUGCUCCUGCACCCGAGCCUGCACUGGAACCAGCACCUGCUCCUCCUGCUGGGCCAGAGCCCGAACCUGCUCCUGCACCCGAGCCGGCUCCUGAACCGAGGCCCGAGUCACUGAAUCCGAGAGACAGUUUUCAUCUUUAUUCGAAAAAGCAACGCCAGUCCGCUAACUCGAUGAUCAUGGACAACCAAGAUGAACCUAAAGAAGCCGCGGAAUUAUAUGAAUUCCUUUUCAACAACUACGACAGGAAAUCAGCAAAACACGAGAUGAUGAUGAUAAUGAUGAAGCACCUCGCAGGUAAAAUGAGAGCCGUCUAUGCCAUGAAGAGUAAAAGCAAUGCGAAACAAAUUAAAGCAAAACGAGAUGCGUUGGGAGAAGCAGGAUACGCCUCUUUCAUAUCUACAUACUCUAACGAAAUGGAAUGCAAAUUACCAGGUGAACACAAGAGCAAACUCAAGCAAGCGGAAGAGGUGAACGACCUCAUGUUAUUAGAACGUCGACCCCGGCCGAGGAUGUGCCGACAAGAAUAUAAAGAGCCACAGGAGGAAUUUAGAAGAUUUUGGGAGACAGGAGGUGGAAAAGCAGCACAAGCGAAGAGUUUGCCGGCACAACCAAAGCAGCAGCGCAAGCGAAGAGCUAGAGCUGCCAGUGCAAAGGAGCCCAAGGAGAAGAAGCCGAAGGAGGAGGACCACGAGAAGCUCGAGCGGCAAAAAGAAUACCAACAGCGAACAAGGCAGAUCCAAGAACUCCAACAACAACUCCAACAAACAAAUCAAGCAGUACUUUCUUUUCAACGGCCUCGAGAACCACAGGCGAACAGUUUCAACAAACAAUCGUUCGAGGAAGGCGCUAAGCAAGCUAAAGAAUCACUCGAAUGGGGGAUAUCGCAAGCAACAGCAAUGAACAAAGAAGCGGCCGCUCUAAACGCAGAAAGAGCGAAAUUACAGCACCAGCAUUACUUGGAUACUACUCGCGGACCUCCUCCAGCUCAAUCGCAAGGCCAGAGUCAAUCGCAAGGCCAGAAUCCGACCAUGUUUGCACCUCCACAAACACCGCAGGCUCUUUUGCACGCACCAGCUCCAGCUGCACUGAUGCUAGCAGCUGCAGCACAUGCCCAGCAUUACAUGGAUACUACUCGCGGACCUCCUCCAGCUCAAUCGCAAGGCCAGAAUCAAUCGCAAGGCCAGAAUCCGACCAUGUUUGCACCUCCACAAACACCUCAGGCUCUUCAGGCUCUUUUUGCACUGGCAGCACCAGCACCAGCUCCAGCUGCACUGAUGCUAUCAGCUGCAGCACAUGCAGCCGCAGCAAAUGAAACCGCAGCAAAUGCAGCCGCAGCAACCGCAGCAAAUGCAGCCGCAGCACCCGCAGCAAACAGCGUAGCAGCACAGAUAGCAACCCUAGGAACUCUCCUGUUGAAUGGGGACAUCACUCAAGCUGACUUCGCGCAACUCAAGGCGUCACUAUUGCCGCCCCCGUGA
This is a messenger RNA of Aureococcus anophagefferens, 4266 nucleotides long. RefSeq lists its product as hypothetical. The record is from RefSeq and is a predicted model, not a curated record. Bases 1 to 4266 code for a protein of 1421 amino acids. Lineage: Eukaryota; Pelagophyceae; Pelagomonadales; Pelagomonadaceae. The transcript has 12 exons.